Molecule: messenger RNA, 2306 nt
Organism: Drosophila biarmipes
Lineage: Eukaryota; Metazoa; Arthropoda; Insecta; Diptera; Drosophilidae
Gene: spz
Product: protein spaetzle
Exons: 8
Coding region: 842-1897 (351 amino acids)
Biological process (GO): regulation of Toll signaling pathway; central nervous system formation; innate immune response
Cellular component (GO): extracellular region
Molecular function (GO): Toll binding; growth factor activity
Source: RefSeq, a predicted model, not a curated record
CCCGCUUUUCAGUUCCCUGCCAGACGUGCGCUCUCGCUGUCGUGUGUUCUCGAUCGCGAGAAAUCGAACAGAAGUCGAACUCGGAUAAUACCUCUGGAUCUCCCCCGGCACAUGGAGAUAUGGUGAAACUCUGCCUUCCGAUCGGAAAAUCCCAGCGCGCGUCUCCAUACGACUCAAGAUCAGUGGCCGAUUCGCAGAUGGCUUGAGGUCCAUAAAAGCGCAGGCCACUCGCGAUUUUCGUGUCACUCAAAGCCGGUCCUCAGAACCGAAAAGUUCCCGACCAAGACGGGGCCUUACCAACUCGGUGCAGCUUAAGCCUCCGAUAUUAUAAGCCGAAAUUCGAUCAAAUCAAGGGCCUUCAUCGGUGUGCCAGCCAAAAACGGUUCCACUAAAGCGGCGAGAGCGAAACUAAAGUGAAAAGCAAACCGACUAAUUGAAGUGUCUGUCGGUGACUCGCAAACGUGCAAAGGAAACAAACAAAACGGAAUAGGCAACAUAUCACAAAGAGCCACCGCACAAAAUAUUUAUAAAUAAAUACCCGCCGACGACAACUACGGCUACAGUAUCACCUGCCAGCGAUAUAAAGGCCCGGCAUUAACAUUUAGUCGUGCCAGUUUGUUUAUUCUUUAUAUGCGCAAGGCCCAUAAAAAGCACAGAUCAACAAUAAUAUCUUAACAGCCACAGCGGCGGCAUAGAAAACAAAGUUGUAGCAAUAGAGGAAAUCGGUACAAGCCUCCACCGAUCCGCCAAUCUCCUGCUGUAUUAUAAUCCCCGACGCAGACGGUCACCGUCCAUAGAACAUUUCCAACUGAAAACGAAAACCCACCUGGUAAACCUCAAGAUGAUGAUGAUGACGCCUAUGUGGAUAACGAUGCUCAAAGUCCUGGUGCUACUGACCGCCUUAUUUACCUCGAUAGUUUAUAUCAAUAUCGAAAUAAUGAAGCGUCAAGAGGCCGAGUUGAAGGCAGCGAAGGCAGAGGCCGACUUUCAAGCCCUUUUGGCUUGCACGAUGGAAACGGAGUCCGGAAGGUCAGGAUGUUACCAUUUCCAGUUCGAGGCCAAGGAGUAUGACGGUAUCAUCCAACAAAUAUUUAAACUAAAUAAUGAAAAAGGAGUUGUACUUUUUAAUACGACGACCGCGGACAGUGCAUCCCUCAUGCCCAUACCCACCCAGCGGGGCGGUACGUCCCAGAAUCAGUCCCCGAUCCCCGAACCGAACCGCCAUUACCAUCAGUAUCACAGCCUGAGCCAGUCAGACCAAGAUCAAUUCUUCAAAAAAAGCGCCGAGGUGCAGUCCGACCAGCCCCAUCUCCAGCGACACCCAUCGGACACCUUUGUCUUCCCCGAUUCCCCCCUAGCCACCUAUCGGCCGCCCCUGACUCCGCCCCUGACUCCGCCCCAGGCCCUGGCCAAUGCCACCGACAAGCUGAAGCCCUGCCGCAAGAACAGCAGCGAUCAGUUGAAGACCUUCUGCACCGAGGUGGACGACUACCCGGAUCUGUCCAAGUUCAAGGCCAAGCUGGAGCAGACGUACGCCAAGUUCUUCAUGAACGAGCCGCAGCCCACGGACGUGAGCUCGCGCGUGGGCGGCGACUCCGACGAGCUGUACCUCUGCAAGAGCACCAGGAGGAUCAUAUAUCCGAAGAAGGGCCAGAAGUCGGACAACACCUGGCAGUUGAUCGUCAAUGACGACGAGUACAAGCAGGGCAUUCAGAUCGAGGAGUGCGAGCAAGAGGGCAGCACCUGCGAUUAUGCCUCCAACUUUCCGCAGCAUUAUCGCCCGAUCUGCAAGCAGCACUACAUACAGCAGACCCUGGUCAGUAUUCAGGGCGACGACGUGAGCCAGGGCUCCUUUAGGAUCCCGUCCUGCUGCAAGUGCGCCCUGAAAGUUCUGUGAGUCCGCCGACCGGCGCCUCUCCAGUCGAUUGUUGCGUAAAUGUGAUUUUGAGCCUCAAGUUGCACCCAUCACAUAGAAUGGCAGGCCAAACUAUCCAGGGGUCGUUGAAUUAUUUGAUAAUCUGCACACAAAAUACACUUGUAAUCUGCCCCCGAACGCAGAGCCCACACAUAGACUAAUGUGCAUAUUAUUUUAGAGUUUUAAAUCGAGUCACUGUAAACAUAUUCGUGUCAUAUAUUCGUUUUUGGCUUCCCCGUCUGAUGUCUAAGCCAGAAAUGCAUGCAAUUAAUUAGUCCUAGAAUAUAAAAAUACCAACACAAAACAAGUAAAGCAAGAAAUAUCCAUAAAAUGUAUGUUAAAGAGAGAUAAUGUAUAAUAAAUGUAUGCGAGUACAUGACAGCAAAGUAAA